CACUCAUCCAGUAGAAGCCAGUUUAGUUCAAGAACAUUCAUGGAUGAGAAUCAUGAUAUUUUCAGGUUCUCUAACAAGAAAAGAAUCAAACUCCAAAUUUUGAUCGAUUUCAAAAAUCUCUGUCAAAUCAGUAAUCUACCAAUAUAGGCAAUGAUUUAGGAUGGAAAUCUCAUCCCUCAUAGGAUGAUCUGGACACGAACACAACGCGUUGCAGCGAAACAUGAUUAAUGAGAACCUGGGAACCAUCUGCAACGCGCAUGUGUUUCCAUGUUGAUAUUAUCUCAAUGGGGGCAUUUCAUGGACAUUCCAUCCUAAUUUACGUUUCAAAGUCUUGUAUUCGUUUUCCACAAGAAGACCAAGUUCCUGCCACCUCUUGAAGCCAAAGGUCAGCGGAUUUGGACACACGAAACACAAAUUUUUCACUUCUGAAAAGCUUACAAGACUAGGCAAAAGAGAUGGGAGCUCAAUAGUCUGAGCUUUAAUAGCAGCUAUAUGGGCAUAAUAGGCCGGGGGCACUGGGAAAACGAAUCAAGUACACUUCUUGGA
This is a messenger RNA of Rubroshorea leprosula, 546 nucleotides long. The record is from the annotation of a GenBank genome assembly. NCBI's taxonomy places the organism in Eukaryota, Viridiplantae, Streptophyta, Magnoliopsida, Malvales, Dipterocarpaceae.